Molecule: messenger RNA, 2974 nt
Organism: Hypanus sabinus (Atlantic stingray)
Lineage: Eukaryota; Metazoa; Chordata; Chondrichthyes; Myliobatiformes; Dasyatidae
Product: zinc finger protein 229-like
Exons: 2
Coding region: 677-2119 (480 amino acids)
Biological process (GO): regulation of immune system process; regulation of cytokine production; negative regulation of transcription by RNA polymerase II
Source: RefSeq, a predicted model, not a curated record
AGCUUCCGGCUGAUGAGGGAAUGGGAACCGAUGGAUCUCUCAGACAGAGCUGAGCUCCAGCUAUCUAAAUGCAAGGAUUAGGAACUCGGAGAAAGGGAACAAAAAUCUUUUACAUCACCAGUUGAGAAAAUCUGCAUUAGUACUUUUUUCCGCAGAUGCUGCCUGGCCUGCAGAACUCCUGCAGUAUUUAGUGUGUGUUGCUUCCUUUACCUCCUCUUGCUCUGGACUUUUCGACCGGUGAGAACAUGUUUUGUCCCAUUCUCUCUGGGUUAAAAAUGAGAAGGAAUUCAUCUCCAGGAAGCUUAAACAUGACACGCCAGUUUUGUUGUCUCUGCCUAGAUACUUAAGAAGUGGAGCAAGGGUUCCAAUUGUCCACCCUACCGGCUCAGACUGUCGGGAGGAAUUCACUCGGUGAUUUUGACCAACUGGCAUGCCCAUCAUUUUACACAGGAAAAAGGACAUUCACCUGCCCAGACAGUGGGAAUGGAUUCACUCGGUCAUCUCAACUAAAGGUACAUCAGCAAGUUCACACUGGACAAGGCCAUUCACCUGUUCUGUGUGUGAGAAGGGGUUCAGUCGGUCAUCCCACCUGUGGACACACCAAUCAGUUCACACCGGGCAGAGGCUGGUCUUCUGCAGAACUUCUGGGUAAGGAUUCACUCUGUCAUCUGACCUAAUGGCUCACCAGCGAGUUCACACUGGGGAGCGGCCGUUCACUUGCUCAGUCUGUGAGAAGAGAUUUACUCAGUUAUCCAACCUACAGAGUCACCAGCGAGUUCACACUGGGGAGAAGCCAUUCACCUGCUCAGUCUGUGGGAAAGGAUUCACUCUGUCAUCCACCCUACUGGUACAUCAGCGAAUUCACACUGGGGAGAAGCUGUUCACCUGCUCAGACUGUGGAAAGGGAUUCACACUGUCAUCCCGCCUACUGAGACAUCAGGGAGUUCACACUGGGGAGAAGCCGUUCACCUGCUCAGACUGUGGAAAGGGAUUCACACUGUCAUCCCGCCUACUGGUACAUCAGCGAGUUCACACUGAGGAUAAGCCAUUCACCUGCUCAGUCUGUGGGAAAGGAUUCACUCAGUCAUCCACCCUACUGGUACAUCAGCGAAUUCACACUGGGGAGAAGCUGUUCACCUGCUCAGACUGUGGAAAAGGAUUCACUCUGUCAUCCCACCUACAGAGACACCAGCGAGUUCACACUGGGGAGAGGCCAUUCACCUGCUCAGUCUGUGGGAAAGGAUUCACUCAAUCAUCCACCCUACAGGGACACCAGCGAGUUCACACUGGGGAGAAGCCUUUCACCUGCUCAGUCUGUGGGAAAGGAUUCAGUCUGUCAUCCAACCUACAGAGACACCAGCGAGUUCACACUGAGGAGAAGACAUUCACCUGCUCAGUCUGUGGGAAAGGAUUCACUCUGUCAUCCACCCUACAGAGACACCAGCGAGUUCACACUGAGGAGAAGCCAUUCACCUGCUCAGUCUGUGGGAAAGGAUUCACUCUGUCAUCUACCCUACAGAGUCACCAGCGAGUUCACACUGGGGAGAAGCCAUUCACCUGCUCAGUCUGUGGGAAGAGAUUCACUGACUCUUCAACCCUACGGAGACACCAGCGAGUUCACACUGGAGAGAGGCCGUUCACCUGCUCAGUGUGUGGGAAAGGAUUCACUGUGUCAUCCACCCUACUGGUACAUCAGCAAAUUCACGCUGGGGAGAAGCCAUUCACCUGCUCAGUCUGUGGGAAGAGAUUCACUGACUCUUCAACCCUACGGAGACACCAGCGAGUUCACACUGGAGAGAGGCCGUUCACCUGCUCAGAAUGUGGGAAGCGAUUCACUCGGUCAUCCAACCUACGGAGACACCAGCGAGUUCACACUGGGGAGAUGCCGUUCACCUGCUCAGUCUGUGGGAAAGGAUUCACUGACUCUUCCACCCUGCAGAGACACCAGCGAGUUCACACUGGGGAGAAGCCGUUCACCUGCUUAUUCUGUCGGAAGAGAUUCACUCAGUCAUCCACCCUACAGAGUCAUCAGCGAGUUCACACUAGAGAGAGGCUCAGAAUGUGGGAAAGGAUUCACUCAGUCAUCCCACCUCUUGGCACACCAGUCAGUUCACAGUAAGGAGAGGCCAUUGUUAUGAAUCCUUUGGUUUUGUUUGCUGUAGACUGUCAUUUUAAGAGAGAGAGAGAGAGAUUAAGAAGGUGAAUCAGUCUGACUUGCAGCUUGUUUACAUCGCUCGCAGCUUGUUUAGUUUUAACUGAGGACACAGACACUCAGAGUCAGACGGAGACAAAGGAGGAAAAAUGGAAGGAUCGAAACCAGGGAACUAGUAGCCAAGGAUCACUGUUUGGAACUUUCCUUCACUCACAAGGGUGGGCUAAUUAUUGAUUCACCGUACAUCGAAUGUGUGGUUGUCACCUCAUUUGAUCCACAGGAGUGGAUCUGAUUUGGGAUAUCCUGUGGAGACAUGUAUUAACCCUUGCCUGGCUGUGGCGUAGUCAUUCAUUUGAUGAUACCCCUUAUGACAAUUCAUUUUAGGUGAUAAUUCGUAUGUACAUUUGUAAAGAUGAUGGAUAAAAUGUAGAGUGACUGUUCUCUCUUUUUACCACCAUGGAACCUGUGGAAUACAACAUAAUUGCCUUCUCUCAACAUUUACCCUGGAUUACAAAAAUAUCUCUCUCACAUCACCUAUUCUGUGAAUGAAUUGAACUUUAAUACUUUAACAUCUCCAGACUCCAAGCCUUGUUUCCCCUGAGCUCAGAAGUUUGGGAGUUAUAUUUACACACAUACAUACACAUAACACUCACGAGGAAAUCUGCAGAUGCUGGAAAUACAAACACAAAAAAAAUGCUGAUAGAACACAGCAGGCCAGGCAACAUCUAUAGGGAGAAGCACUGUCGACGAUGUGGGCCAAGACCCUUCGACAGUACUAACUGAAAGAUAGUAAGAGAUUUGAAAGUAAUGGGGGGAGGGUGA